AUGUCCGAAAUGUCCGAGCUGUCCGAACUGUAUGAGGAGAGCAAUGACCUGCAGAUGGAUGUGAUGGCUGGCGAGAGUGACCUUCCGCAGAUGGAGGUAGGCAGCGGGAACCGGGAGCCUUCCCCGAGCCCCUCCCGCCUCGGGGCCCCGCCGCAGCUGGAGGAGGAAGGCCCGAUGGAGGAGGAGGAGGAGGAGGCCCAGCCAAUGGCUGCGGCGGGCGGCCUGGCUAACGGGCCCAGCCGUGGCGAGCAGCCGGGCCAGGUCGCGGCCCCAGACUUGGAGAGCGACGACGAGGGCGAGGAAUUUGAUGACUGGGAGGACGACUACGACUAUCCCGAAGAGGAGCAGCUCAGCGGGGCCGGCUAUAGGGUCUCCGCGGCCCUGGAAGAAGCCAACAAGAUGUUCCUGCGAACAUCUAGAGCCAGAGAAGCAGCCCUAGAUGGCGGCUUCCAGAUGCAUUACGAGAAGACCCCGUUUGAUCAGCUAGCUUUUAUCGAAGAGCUCUUUUCCCUCAUGGUUGUCAACCGUCUGACCGAAGAACUCGGCUGUGAUGAGAUUAUUGAUCGAGAGUAA
This is a messenger RNA of Chrysochloris asiatica (Cape golden mole), 573 nucleotides long. RefSeq names its product EP300 interacting inhibitor of differentiation 1 (gene EID1). The record is from RefSeq and is a predicted model, not a curated record. Bases 1 to 573 code for a protein of 190 amino acids. Gene Ontology annotation, molecular function: transcription corepressor activity. Gene Ontology annotation, cellular component: nucleoplasm. Gene Ontology annotation, biological process: negative regulation of DNA-templated transcription. NCBI's taxonomy places the organism in Eukaryota, Metazoa, Chordata, Mammalia, Afrosoricida, Chrysochloridae. The transcript has a single exon.